AUGAUGACCAGCACGAGGCACGAGGCGGUAGUCCGGCAAGACUGUGGUCGAUGUGGAGGCGUCCAAAUAGUGAACCCUAGGGCCACGCCCACAGUUGGGCAAUCGACGGGGAAGGAGCUGGUCGUUGGUCGCGGCGUUUUCGUAACGAUGCUCAAAACCGGUUCGCAGCCACCCAGCAGUGCCGGUACCUGGGCAGCGGCAGGUGGGGACUGGAUCAACGGUAAGUUAGCUCUUGCCCCAGACCCAGCUUCGGGUGGUAGGCGGGAAUGGCGGGAACUUGGAAGGCUACGGAGUACGGACUGA
Molecule: messenger RNA, 303 nt
Organism: Metarhizium album ARSEF 1941
Lineage: Eukaryota; Fungi; Ascomycota; Sordariomycetes; Hypocreales; Clavicipitaceae
Exons: 1
Coding region: 1-303 (100 amino acids)
Source: RefSeq, a predicted model, not a curated record